This is a messenger RNA of Porites evermanni, 5729 nucleotides long. The record is from the annotation of a GenBank genome assembly. Lineage: Eukaryota; Metazoa; Cnidaria; Anthozoa; Scleractinia; Poritidae.
AUGGAAUACUCGCAGGAGCAACUGAACUUCUUCAGACUCUGUUGUGUAGUGUUUGAUUUGGUCCCAGAAGGCCUGCGGCAAAUUUUCAAAAACGAAUGGGACUUUCGUUACAAGACGCCACUCGGAGAAUGGAAAGACACGGCACAAAAUGGUCUUGAUUUCUACAACAACGAAUCGAAAUCAAGUCACAGGAAAAAUGGCCGACUGCUUGCGACAAUACAAAAUGGUAACACGGCCGAGUGGGACUGCACCUGUUUGUUUUUUGCCAUCCUGUACUCAGACAGUAUUGGUACCACCUUAAGUUCAGUUGUCCAGAAAGAGGUCGAUGAUAUUCGUCAGGUGCGAAACGAGAUCGCCCAUAUCACUGAGGGCAAACUGGCAGAUGCUGACUUCCAAACCCUAGUGGAUCGAGUGUUGAACGCUUUUACAUCCCUUGGUCUUGCUAUUACUGAAGUCCAAGAAAUAAAGAAUCAGAUGAGCUUUCCAACGACAGAAGUGGAAAAAACUAGGAAGCAAGCUCGUGAUCUCCAAGCCGAGUUAAAACAGACAAAAUGUGACUUGAAGGAAAAGGAAAGCAGACUUCAGCGUACAGAAGCUGAUCUGGUUUCUACAAAAGAAGAAAACAAGGCUCUCACUCAGGAAAUAAAUUCGAAAACUCAGCCAUUUUGCUUUCUCAAAUCGCGUCCCCCACAUGAUAUUAUCAAGCGUUUGGAUGACAUUGAAAGAAUUAAAAACAAAAUGGAGGAGCUUUACAAUGGUGCUAAGGGAGCAGUUAGUGCUGUGUAUUUGUCAGGAAAUCCAGGAUGUGGUAAGAGUCAACUUGCACGGGAAAUCGGACAGCAGUUUUAUUCUGAACGAAACGAUGACGUUAAAGAAUUGAUCUUUGUUGCGACACUGAACACUGAAAGCGUUGAAACACUUGCUGACUCUUACCUUACCCUUGCCAAACACUUACAGAUGACUGAAUACGCCUUGAAAGAGUUAGAAUCUUUAAAAAGUGAAAAGCCUCUUGAAGCAAUUCAGCAGCUCCAUCGGUUCAUCAUACCAAAAGCCAGCAAGUUUACCANACACUUGCUGACUCUUACCUUACCCUUGCCAAACACUUACAGAUGACUGAAUACGCCUUGAAAGAGUUAGAAUCUUUAAAAAGUGAAAAGCCUCUUGAAGCAAUUCAGCAGCUCCAUCGGUUCAUCAUACCGAAAGCCAGCAAGUUUACCAAAUGGCUUAUUAUUGUGGACAAUGUAAUUGACUUACGUUUAGUCCGCGGCUUGCUACCUCAAACAGGCAGCGUGGAAUGGGGCCAUGGUCAAGUCUUGAUUACCACUCAAGAUAGUGGAGUAAUUCCUCAAAACGCGCCUCAUACGUAUCAUGAAUCUUUAAGUAAAGGAAUGAAGUUAGAUGAGGCGGUGAAACUGCUGGAAACACUAACGCAAAUUUCAGAGCCAGGACAAGAAGAAAUUGUCGCAGAACUUCUCGAUUUUCAGCCACUGGCCUUAGCUGCCGCUGCUUAUUACGUGCAAACUGUUGUAAACAGUGGGUCUUUAAAUUAUGAUUGGAAAGCGUACCUCGACGACGUAUCAACAUACAGCCAAAGAAAUGAGAUUGAAAGUGUCCUUGCGACUGAGAGUUCAGCAUAUUCUAAAACAACAAUGGCCGCUGUAGAAAUGGCCAUCAAGAGAGCUGCUGACGUUGACGAGGUUCUUCGUCUGACAUUUUCUUUUCUUUCUCUUUGCGCUAAAGACGAUCUCCCCCUCGAAACUGUUUCAAAGUUCGUCAAAGCCCAAGUAAAAGACCAGCCAGAGGAGUUAAUAAAGGCAAAGAUUGUAAAGUCUUCUUUACUUCUUGUUUAUUCCGAAGAAGGAAAUAAACCAUUAACUUAUUUGCGCUUGCAUAAAAUUGUGUAUGAAGCUUUGAAGCAAGCCAAAACGUUAAACCUAAAAUCAUGGGAGAGUGACAAGUAUAUGGCAGAGGCGGUAAAGAUUUUCAAGUCUGAACUUGAAGCAAAUGGCGAAAAUUAUGCGUUUUGUAAUAAAUUGAGGCCUCAUUGUGAAUCUUUACUUAAUCACAUGACUUCAGGGUUCAGUAUGGAUCAAUGCACUUUCAAAGAAAGGUUCACGCCCUUCGUAGAUUUGGAUAUCGUUAUCGAUUGGCUGUGUGCAAUUGCCAGUGUCUGUCUUCACAAUUCUUAUUUCUUCUUCGCGAAAAAUGUGGUCAGUUUAGCAUGCAACCUAUUGGAGGGCAUAGACGAAACUAAUUCAUGUGCAUUAACUCGAACAGCGAGAAUUUUCAACGUGAGUGGUUUAGUAUACAAGACGCUGGGAAAACAUAAUCAGGCCAAAGAACUUCAUAAAAAAGCACUUGUGACUCAAAAAAAGAUUUUUGGUGAAGAUCAUGCCUCUGUAGCAACAAUUUAUAACAACCUGGCAUCAGUGUACGACAGCCUGGGAGAAUACAAUCGAGCCAAAGAACUUAACGAAAAAGCGCUUGUGAUUCACAAAAAGAUUUUUGGUGAAGAUCAUGCCGAUGUAGCAAUAAGUUAUAACAACUUGGCAUCAGUGUACGACAGGCUGGGAGAAUACAAUCAAGCCAAAGAACUUCUCAAAAAAGCAAUUGCGAUUCGCAAAAAGAUUUUUGGUGAAGAUCACGCCGAUGUAGCAGCAAGUUAUAACAAUUUGGCAUCAGUGUACAACAACCUGGGAGAAUACAAUCAAGCCAAAGAACUUCACGAAAAAGCACUUGUGAUUCAGAAAAAGAUUUUUUGUGAAAAUCAUGCCGAUGUAGCAAUAAGUUAUAACAACUUGGCAUCCAUUUACGACAGGCUGGGGGAAUACAAUCAAGCCAAAGAACUUCUCGAAAAAGCAACUGCGAUUCGCAAAAAGAUUUUUGGUGAAGAUCACGCCGAUGUAGCAAGAAGUUAUAACAACUUGGCAUCAGUGUACAACAACCUGGGAGAAUACAAUCAAGCCAAAGAACUUCACAAAAAAGCACUUGUGAUUCGCAAGAGGAUUUUUGGUGAAGAUCAUGUUGAUGUGGCAAACAGUUAUAACAAUUUGGCAGUAGUCUACGACAGGCUGGGGGAAUACAAUCAAGCCAAAGAACUUCACGAAAAAGCACUUGUGAUUCGCAAAAGGAUUUUUGGUGAAGAUCAUGCCGAUGUGUCAACUAGUUAUAACAACUUGGCAUUAGUGUACGACAUCCUGGGAGAAUACAAUCAAGCCAAAGAACUUCAAGAAAAAGCACUUGCUAUUCACAAAAAAAUUUUUGGUAAAGAUCAUGCCUCUGUAGCAACAAGUUAUAACAACUUGGCAUUAGUGUACAACAGCCUGGGAGAAUACAAUCAAGCCAAAGAACUUCACGAAAAAGCACUUGUGAUUUGCAAAAAGAUUUUUGGUGAAGAUCAUGCCGAUGUAGCAACAAGUUAUAACAACUUGGCAUCAGUGUACGUCAGGCUGGGAGAAUACAAUCAAGCCAAAGAACUUCUCGAAAAAGCAACUGCGAUUCGCAAAAAGAUUUUUGGUGAAGAUCACGCCGAUGUAGCAACAAGUUAUAACAAUUUGGCAUCAGUGUACAACAGCCUGGGAGAGUACAAUCAAGCCAAAGAACUUCACGAAAAAGCACUUGUGAUUCGCAAGAGGAUUUUUGGUGAAGAUCAUGCCGAUGUAGCAACAAGUUAUAACACCUUGGCACCCGUUUACGACAGGCUGGGAGAAUACAAUCAAGCCAAAGAACUUCUCGAAAAAGCAAUUGCGAUUCGCAAAAAGAUUUUUGGUGAAGAUCACGCCGAUGUAGGAGCAAGUUAUAACAAUUUGGCAUCAGUGUACAACAGCCUGGGAGAAUACAAUCAAGCGAAAGAACUUCACAAAAAAGCACUUGUGAUUCGCAAGAGGAUUUUUGGUGAAGAUCAUGUCGAUGUGGCAAAUAGUUGUAACAACUUGGCCACAGUGUACAACAGGCUGGGAGAAUACAGUCAAGCCAAAGAACUUCACGAAAAAGCACUUGUGAUUCGCAAAAGGAUUUUUGGUGAAGAUCAUGCCGAUGUGUCUACUAGUUAUAACAACUUGGCAUUAGUGUACGACAGCCUGGGAGAAUACAAUCAAGCCAAAGAACUUCAAGAAAAAGCACUUGUGAUUCGCAAAAGGAUUUUUGGUGAAGAUCAUGCCGAUGUAGCAGCAAGUUAUAACAACUUGGCAUCAUUGUACAAUAGGCUGGGAGAAUACAAUCAAGCCAAAGAACUUCACGAAAAAGCACUUGUGAUUCAAAAAAAGAUUUUUGGUGAAGAUCAUGCCUCUGUAGCAACAAGUUAUAACAACUUGGCAUCAGUGUACGACAACCUGGGAGAAUACAAUCAAGCCAAAGAACUUCACGAAAAAGCACUUGUGAUUCGCAAAAAGAUUUUUGGUGAAGAUCACGCCGAUGUAGCAACAAGUUAUAACAACUUGGCAUCAGUGUACUGCAGGCUGGGAGAAUACAAUCAAGCCAAAGAACUUCACGAAAAAGCACUUGUGAUUCAAAAAAGGAUUUUUGGUGAAGAUCAUGCCUCUGUAGUAACAAGUUAUAACAACUUGGCAUCAGUGUACGACAGGCUGGGAGAAUACAAUCAAGCCAAAGAACUUCACGAAAAAGCGCUUGUGAUUCACAAAAAGAUUUUUGGUGAAGAUCAUGUCUCUGUAGCAACAAGUUAUAACAACUUGGCAUCAGUGUACGACAGGCUGGGAGAAUACAAUCAAGCCAAAGAACUUCACGAAAAAGCACUUGUGAUUCGCAAAAGGAUUUUUGGUAAAGAUCAUGCCGAUGUAGCAACAAGUUAUAACAACUUGGCAUCAGUGUACGACAGCCUGGGAAAAUACAAUCAAGCCAAAGAACUUCACGAAAAAGCACUUGUCAUUUGCAAAAAGAUUUUUGGUGAAGAUCAUGUCUCUGUAGCAACAAGUUAUAACAACUUGGCAUCAGUGUACGACAGGCUGGGAGAAUACAAUCAAGCCAAAGAACUUCACGAAAAAGCACUUGUGAUUUGCAAAAAGAUUUUUGGUGAAGAUCAUGCCGAUGUAGCAAGAAGUUAUAACAACUUGGCAUCAGUGUACGGCAGCCUGGGGGAUUACAAUCAAGCCAAAGAACUUCACGAAAAAGCUUUUGUGAUUCGCAAAAAGAUUUUUGGUGAAGAUCAUGCCUCUCUAGCAACAAGUUAUAACAACUUGGCAUCAGUGUACGACAGGCUGGGAGAAUACAAUCAAGCCAAAGAACUUCACGAAAAAGCACUUGUGAUGCGCAAAAAGAUUUUUGGUGAAGAUCAUGCCGAUGUAGCAGCAAGUUAUAACAACUUGGCAUCAGUGUACCACAGCCUGGGAGAAUACAAUCAAGCCAAAGAACUUCUCGAAAAAGCACUUGUGAUUCUCCAAAAGACUUUUGGAGAAUAUCAUGCCGAUGUAGCAACAAGUUAUUACAACUUGGCAUCAGUGUACGACAGCCUGGGAGAAUACAAUCAAGCCAAAGAACUUCACGAAAAAGCACUUGUGAUUCGCCAAAAGAUUUUUGGUGAAGAUCAUGCCUCUGUAGUAACAAGUUAUUACAACUUGGCAUCAGUGUACUGCAGGCUGGGAGAAUACAAUCAAACCAAAGAACUUCUAGAAAAAGAAUUGAGGAUUUCCGAGAAGAUUUUCGAUGAAGAUCAUUGUUACGUGGAAAGAGUUCGUAACGACUUGGCAUUAUUGAGCCACUAUCAAAGAGUCGGU